Fusarium coffeatum is the source of this 696-nucleotide messenger RNA. RefSeq lists its product as uncharacterized. Lineage: Eukaryota; Fungi; Ascomycota; Sordariomycetes; Hypocreales; Nectriaceae. The transcript has 6 exons. Gene Ontology annotation, biological process: mitotic spindle assembly checkpoint signaling. The coding region runs from base 1 to 696 and encodes 231 amino acids. The record is from RefSeq and is a predicted model, not a curated record. Gene Ontology annotation, cellular component: kinetochore; cytoplasm; nucleoplasm.
AUGUCGUCAAAGGAGACUUCAAAGAGCAAGGACAAGGAUAAGUCCAAGGUUCACAAGCUCUCCCUUAAGGGAAGCGCUCGUCUUGUCGCUGAAUUCUUCCAAUACUCUAUUCACAGCAUUCUCUUCCAACGAGGAGUCUACCCAGCAGAGGACUUUACAGUCGUCAAGAAAUAUGGCCUCAACAUGCUAGUCUCGGCCGAUGACCAAGUAAAGGCAUAUAUCAAGAAGAUCAUGUCCCAGCUCGACAAGUGGAUGGUAGGCGGCAAGAUCUCCAAGCUUGUCAUUGUCAUCACAGAUAAAGACACAGGCGAACACGUGGAACGCUGGCAAUUCGAUGUCCAAAUCUUCGCACCCGUCAAGAAAUCCAAGUCCUCAAAAUCCGCCUCCAAAGAACAAGAAAACGCUGCUUCAGCAGGGGCUGCUCCCACAGCCCCCGAAAAGACAGAAACUGAGAUCCAAGCCGAAAUCGCCGCCAUCUUCCGUCAGAUCACCGCAUCUGUUACUUUCCUGCCCCAACUAAACGGCGACUGCACUUUCAACGUACUCGUCUACGCGGACGCUGAUAGCGAAGUUCCUGUUGAAUGGGGUGACUCGGAUGCUAAGGAAAUAGAGAACGGCGAGAAGGUGCAGCUGAGAGGCUUCAGUACGGCAAACCAUCGUGUCGAUACCUUGGUCAGCUAUCGAUUCUCGGAUUAG